Messenger RNA from Fulvia fulva, 597 nucleotides. RefSeq lists its product as uncharacterized. The record is from RefSeq and is a predicted model, not a curated record. The transcript has a single exon. The coding region runs from base 1 to 597 and encodes 198 amino acids. NCBI's taxonomy places the organism in Eukaryota, Fungi, Ascomycota, Dothideomycetes, Mycosphaerellales, Mycosphaerellaceae.
AUGGCUCCGAUCACUUUCUCCAGCCUCGCAGCCGAGCUUCGCAAUGAAAUAUACGAGCUGGCCUUCACAUCAGACACAGGCCCAAGCCUCGACUCGACCAUCGACCUACGGGACACAUCUCCACCAAGCAAGGCGCUGCUUCUAGUCUGUCGCAAGUUCCACAACGAAGCUUAUCAAAUCUAUCGCGAGGCAUAUCGGUCGUACUGGAGAGAACAACACUUCAGCCUUAACCUUACCAAGCGCCCAUUCAACACGAACCGCAACGAGUGGCACCACAUGCUCGCCUCUAUCGAUGCAGUAGAUCUGGCCCACAUCAAGCACUUGCACAUUACCGGUGCCACAAAUGCACGAUGCUUCGACGACGUCGAGUUCCGCUUCACUCGCAUGCCUCGGAGCUGGCGGCUAGCGAAAGAGCAUGGAAAUCAGCAGCAGCCUUGCAUCUUCUUCACUCUGACUUACAUGAGUAACGGAGAUGUGGACAUGCAGAUGAAACGCACCGCGGCGGAGAUUGAAGAAGUUGUCGAAGAUCCAGCACGUUCGGCGAUACUGAGCAGAAACGAUAUAAGUGUCAUCUUCGACGAAUUGCUAGAACAUUAG